Aspergillus saccharolyticus JOP 1030-1 is the source of this 375-nucleotide messenger RNA. RefSeq lists its product as uncharacterized. The record is from RefSeq and is a predicted model, not a curated record. Lineage: Eukaryota; Fungi; Ascomycota; Eurotiomycetes; Eurotiales; Aspergillaceae. Bases 50 to 343 code for a protein of 97 amino acids. The transcript has a single exon.
UGUUAUCAAUCAAUGGUCUGGCUUUCUGUUUAGAUUAUCUUUGUACACAAUGUACGGGGAGGACAGUCGAUUAUCCUCUAAACUCGUUCUAGUUCCAGGAUUGACUCGUUCCGCCUGUUCCCCUUUCCCUCCCGGUCCUCGACGUCGGUGUGUGCGCAUGUAUCAGGGAAUGGUGGCAGGAGGAUCAUUGUUAUCUACCUUAGUCAUCACCAGCACUACUCCGUACUGCGUACGGCCUGCGUACCUAUCUCUUAGUUACCCACGACAAGACGUGGCCACUUGUCACCCGCAUCAACAAUUCGAUACAUCCAACCCAUCAAUGCAAUUCCAACAAUUGUCUUGACUAUUUCACUUGAUGCAGUGUACAGUAUUAUA